This is a messenger RNA of Closterium sp. NIES-67, 5395 nucleotides long. Lineage: Eukaryota; Viridiplantae; Streptophyta; Zygnematophyceae; Desmidiales; Closteriaceae. The record is from the annotation of a GenBank genome assembly.
CUAGUUUUCCUCGUUCCUCUCUCUGUUCUAACUUGUGGCAAGUCCGCCAGCGCUUCAGUGAGAACCAUCAGCAGUAGGGGUUGUUUUGUGUUCAGUCCCUUGGUCGCAGUCAGACUCAGUUCUACUCGCGUUAGACCAUAUUCUACAUUUCGUGUGGUGGCGUUCGUAUUUUAAUAACAGGAAAGCUGUUAAGGUUUCAACUUUCAACCGCCGUAUGUGGCGGAGUUCAUGUUGUCGGUAACGACGAGUGUUGGCAGCCGAGACAGGUCCUUUUUUCGGGAGCCGUCAAAUCGACCGCAUGGCGAAUCGACGGCGUCUCUCGAGUCCAAACACGGAGCGUUCGUCGCCAACCCCUAGACAGAAACCGUCAAUAGCAGCCUUCGGCGGAAACUCCGCUAGGAAGUCUGCCGGAAACCGUCAACCGCAGCCGUCCCGCGCAACCGCCAGUAACAGCACGAGCACGAGCACAACCACCAACAGCACUAAUUCCACCAGCAGCGAGAGCAGCGACGAGGAUAUUAAUACGUCUAGAAAGGUCGCCAGGAAAAGUCGCAGCUUUGGCGGUGCCGGUGGGCUUGGCAGAAGCACGAGCAGCAGCAGCAAGCGGAAGAGCGGCACCAGCAGCGGGAGCAGCGGGAGCAGUGCGGUGAUGAACCGGGGGAGUCCGCGCGGUACCUGCGCAGGCGGGGGGAAGAAGAAGGCGGGGAGCCAAGGCGGUAGCAGGGGAAAGAUCUCCGGCGGUGGCGGUGGCGGCGGUAGCGGCGGCGGAAGGGGCCGGACGGGUGCGGGAGGGUCGGUGUGCGGAGGAGGAAGUGAGGACGGUACGGGGGAGAGAGAGCUUUUCGAUCCCCCGGAUGUGCUUGCAACGAAAGUGAAGGAACUGGCGCGGCUGCUCAAGACUAGCAGAUAUGCCAUGGUGUACACGGGCGCAGGUAUCUCCACGUCAGCGGGCAUUCCGGAUUAUCGGGGGCCGAACGGUGUGUGGACGCUGCGCUCAAAGGGCAUUCAAGUCAAAGAGCCCAAUUUCCUUCAGGUAUCCCCCACUUUGAGUCACUUCGCGAUCACGGCGAUGGUGCAGGCGGGCGUGGUGCGGCACGUGGUGUCGCAGAACAUCGACGGGCUGCACCGGCGGUCGGGGCUGCGGUCGCACGAGAUCAGCGAGCUGCACGGCAACUUUUGUCGCGAGGUGUGCGCACGCUGCGGCUCGGAGUUCUUCCGCGGGUAUUCGGUGUGGAAGGGGCUCACGACGGCGCGCGGGUCUACCCAGGAGGACGCGAACCGCGCCGCGAAGAUCCUGCUGGAGCGCGCCACGGGCGUGGUGGCGGACGGGGGGCGGAGAGACGGGGAGAAGGUUGAGAAGGGGGAGCGGGGGGAACGGGGAGCGGGGGGGAAGGCGAGGGGUGGAGGAGGUGGGGAAAAGGGUGGUGUUGGUGUUGGUAGUUGUGGUGGGUUGACGAAGCGGAAACGGAGUGAUAAGGCAGGGGGUGCGGCCAGGGGGACGAGCAAGAGAGCGAGAGGCGCGAGGGGGAGGAGGUGUGUGGAUGAUAGUGAUUCGGAGAGUAGUGAAGAGGAGGAAGAGGAAGAAGAAGAGGAGGAGGAGGAUGAGGAAGAGGAGGAGGAGGAUGAGGAGGAGGAGGAGGAGGAGGAGGAGGAGGAGGAAGACGAGGAUGAGGAGUUGCAGUUCGACCAUCGGACGGGGAGGAUGUGUGAGGUGGAAGGGUGCGGAGGAGAGCUGGAGGAUUGCGUCGUGCUGUUCGGAGAGUGCCUGCCGAACGAGCCGCUGAAGUCCGCCAAGCGCCACAGCGACCGCGCGGACGUGGCGCUGGUGCUGGGGUCGAGUCUGCGCGUGGGACCCGCGUGCAACUUCCCCGCCAGCGUGCCCCGCCACGGGGGCAGGCUCGUCAUCAUUAAUCUGCAGCCCACGCCCAUGGACGCGCGCGCGGAGCUGGUGAUUCGAGGGCAAUGCGACAAGGUGAUGCACCUGCUGCUGCUGGAGCUGCGUCUCACGCCGCUCCUGCACUCCCUGCGCCGCACACACGCCCCGCCCCAACCCAACCCCUCGCCCCAAAGCCCCUGCAAGACUCACCCCAAACCCGAGUCUAAAUCAACAUCAGCAGCAGCAGGAGUGUCAGCAGCAACAGCAGCGUCGGCGGGUGCUUCUCAUCCCCACCCCUCUCAGUCUCACCCGCUUUCGCCCACGUCACGACCCGGCGCUAGUGGCAAGGCUAGCGGGGCGCAGGGAGAAGCGGGGAAGGACUGGAAGAGAGGGGGGAAGGACGCGCGUGGGGCCGAGGGGGGGAAGGGCGGGGCGGGGAAGAGCAAGGGGGGGAAGGAGAUUAGUCUUAGUCUGGAGUGGCCGAGUGUGGGCCCCACCGGUACGGCAGUGCUAAGGCGAGGGAGAGCAGCCGACGGCCGCGCUGGCAGUGGCUCUAACGCGGGUGCUGCUGGUGUAGGCGCGGGGGUGAGAGAAUCUGGGAAGGACGCUGGUUGCAGGGUUGAGCAGAGAGGUGAAGAAGCUUGUAAGGAGGACAGGGGCGUUGGCGGUGUAGGUGGCGAAGGCAGCAUGAAGCGUUUUGAGGAGAAGGAGGGAGAGGGGGGUGAGGAGAAGGGGAGGGAGAGGGGUGAGGCGAAGGGGAGGGAGGGGGAUGAGGAGAAGGGGAGGGAGGGGGAUGCGGAGAAGGGGAGGGAGGGGGAUGCGGAGAAGGGGAGGGAGGGGGAUGCGGAGAAGGGGAGGGAGGGACAUCCGGAGGGAGAGUGUGCGAGGACGAGAGUUGACCCUGGAAGUCGGGACGCGGGCGAGAAAGGAUCAGCGCCAGCUGCUGGGAGCGUGACUGGUGGUGGCGCUGGCGCUGGCGCUGCUGCCGCUGCUGCUGCUGCUGCUGCUGCUGCUGCUUCAUACGUUGAUGCUGUCAGUGGUGGCGCUGCGGCGAAUUUCGGUGCUGCUGGUGGAGCUGCUGGUGAUGUUGCUGCUGCAGCUGGUGAAGCUGUGGCCGUCGUUGCGGGCCGUGAAGCCAGCGCCUGCGGAGCUGUCGCCAGUACAGAGUGCGCGGGUGCGAAGGACGCGAGUGGAACGACGGACAGCGUGAAAGAAGAGGAAACGCGGAGCGAGAGUCAGGAUGCCAGGACUCACGAGGCAAGGAGCGUCGAGCCAAGGAGUCACGAGCGAGGGAACGCGGAUGGUGUUUCUUGCGGUGGUGAUGAUGGGAGCAGUGGCGGAAAGGUCGCUGGGAAGGUGAACAGCAAUCAGAGUAGGGGGGAUGGGGAGAGGGAGGCGGAGAGGAGGAGGGGAAAGGAGACGGAGAGUGUGAGGGAGAAAGAGGCAAUGGAGAAGAAAAAUGAAAGGGCGGAGAAGAGGGAGAGGGAGAGGGGGAGGGAGAGGGAGAGGGAGAGGGAGAAGAGGAGGGAGUGGGGGGAGGGGAGAGAGAGGGGCGUUGAAUCGAAUGCAAGCGGCAUGUGUGCGAUCAGCCUCCCGACUCUCUCGUCUCCUCCUCCCCGUUUCCCCACUCCUGGUGCGUCCUCCAAGCCUGGUUCUCCAUUUCACGAUGAGCACCCCCCUCCUCGUUCCUCCCCACCUCCCUGCGAGCAGCACGUGCAUCAGCAUCAGCAUGAGCAUCAGCCCCGUCAAAGCCACAGCUCCCAGCACCACUCAGCUUCCCCGAAUCAUCCCCCGUCUCUGUUUACGUCCCACUCCUUCUCUCAGCCUUCCAUCGUCCCGCCUCGCCCCUCCUCUCGCUCCCCCCCUCCGCCUCAUCCGCUCUCCCCAACUCGUCCUUGCAGUCUCCCCCCGAAGCAACCGUCCCUGCCAUCCAUGCGCCGUCCAACCCUCUUCUCCCCACCUCUCUUACCGUUCGCUUCUCCGCCUCGGGGGGGGUUUCUACCCGCCUCACACAUCUCCCCACCUGUUGCCAGGGCAGGACUGGCAUCGUUGCCUGCUGGACCCGGGGCCUUCGCUCGCCAUUCCCCUCACCACCCGCACCCCUAUGCGCACCUUGCGUACCCGCUGUCGCUGCACUCUCCUUGCCACGCGUCCUUCUCGCCUCUUCACCACUCGCCACUGCUGCCCUACUACCCGCUUCACCUGCCGCAUUGCCCUCCGUUUGGCUCCCCGUUCACCCCUGGUCGCCGGGGGGGGUUGGCUGUUGGGCGUGCUGCUGGCUGCGCUUCGUCUCCCCGCCAUGGCUACCACCAGCACUUACAGCAGCGUGUGCACCAGCGUCAUCAGCAGCAGCAGGGGCAGGGGCAGGGGCAUCCGCAUCAGCAUCCGCAUCCGCUGCAGCGCCACCUCUCUCCAAACCGGCGGCAUCAUCAUCCGCAUUCGUCCCAUCGAUCUCCGCUCCAUCGCCUUCACUCCCCCCUGCAUUCGCCUCGAUACUCCCCUCUGCACUCCCCCCCGUCGCAACACCUCCACCAGCACCAGCAGCAGCAUCAACAGCAAAGGUCCAAGCAGCAGCAGCAGCAGGGAUCCCAGUCCCCCUCCCGCUCUCUGCCGUUUUCCUCUCCCAUCCACCCAAGAUCCCCAUUUCUGGACAAUGCAGUAGCUGCAGGGGCAGAGGAGGUCAAGCAUGGGUGGUUGCAUGAGCAGGGCUCGAAGGAACGACACGGGGAGAGGGAGAGGGGCAGGAAUAGUGACGGGUUCUGUGUUGGAGAGAGGGAUUCACAUGGGCGCAGGCUGCAUCAUCAGCAUGAGUCUGCAGACAGGCAUGGCAGCAGGCAGGGGAGUGGACAUGAGCAGAGGCAUGGGCAUGGGCAUGGGCCUGUGCAUGAGGUUGUGGAUGAGAGGAAAGAGGAGGCAUGGGAUAUGAUGGCAGGUGUGCGUGGUGAGUGGCGGGACGAUGUGUGCAAGGGUGAUGACGAGACGAGGGGCUUGAAGUGGGAUGCAGAAGAGCGGAAGCAGGUGGUUUGCUGUCUGGGCAUGGAGACGCAUACAGGGGAGGAGAAUUUUUUCGACAGCUCGCCUGGGCGUCUGUAUCCUCAGGAAAGGAGUCAUGCGGUUGAGGACUGCCAAAAAAAGCAGAAGGUGGAUGGCGGAGAUUGUGCCGGCUCAAAGAGAGAUGGGGAGCUGAUAUGGGUGAAGGAUUGUGCUGCUGUUCCAGUUCAUGAGGAGCCUGCAAAGUGUGUGCUUUCCUCUGCUCUCAGCCCGACUGCAAGCAUCGCCUUUCUCUAUGCAGGGUCCUCCACUUGCCUUCCUCAGUUGGUGUCAGGGAAAAGGUCUGCUCGGAAGCGGAGGGAGCGGUGGUGAUGUUGGUGGAAGCAUGUGGGAGCCUUUGCCUAUCAUCAUCUUGCUUUGUAAAGAUAGCAUAUAAAUUCUUUGAAUUGUGUAGAGGUCUUAUUACACGACAAGUCUCCUGGUCUUAUUGCUACAUCAUGUAUUGUGAUUUUCUUCUCGCAGUAUUUC